Messenger RNA from Lolium perenne, 940 nucleotides. Lineage: Eukaryota; Viridiplantae; Streptophyta; Magnoliopsida; Poales; Poaceae. The record is from RefSeq and is a predicted model, not a curated record.
CGCGACUCAUUCACUCUGUCAGUUUCAUUCACUGAGCAGUAGGCCCCGUGUGCAGCCCGGGAGACCGCGACAGUGCGGCGUCGCCGACGCGGAACGGGAAACGCUCUGCUUGCUUCACAUGUAAGUACACCGAGUCCGCCAACCACCGGCACCAAUCUAGUUCCAGACUUCCAGUGCUACCGCUACAACUAUCAAACCCGCCGCCGGCCGCCGGCGCCCGCGACGAUGAGUGACCAGGAGGCGCCCUGUCACCUCCACUCCCCCGCCGGCACCGACCCCCCGACGCCGCACCCGCGUCCGCCUCUACCAGCCGCGAGGUCGCGCCCCCUCCGCCUCGCAUUCCUCUGCAUCUCCGUGUCCAUGGCGGCGGCGUGGUUCGUGGAGCCCUUCGCGGCGGCCGCCGCCGCGGCGGAGCUGCCCGCGCCGGCUGUCGCCGCCACGGUCCUGCUCCUCGCCGCCUGCUUCCACGGCACGGUCCACCUCGUCCACUCCUUCGCCGCACCCCGUCGCCCACCCGCGUUCGCCGCCCCGCCGCGACGGUCGCCGUCACCAUCGCGGUCGGGGUCGCGUCCUGCCUUCACGGUGCCUGGGGAGCUCCCCAGGAGCACAUACCGGCUUAUAGCUGAAUGGCAUUCCGGCUUCGGGUAUGUCGUUUCUGUGGUGUAGGUGCUGCGUCCAUUAUACUGAUGUACAUUUUGCAAAGGAAAUAUACCCACAAAUUGUAGGUAGAAGGUUGAAUCCCCAAAUGUGAUUGGGUCCUGACAUGUUGAUUUGUUUGCUCCCCAGUGGUUUGUAACCAAGGGGAAACGUAUGUUGGACCCUCCAAACAUGUUCAAUUGUAUGUCCUCCCAAAUUUGGCUGUUGUUGAUUGAUAACACCAUUGUAAUGUCUGUUUCAAUUUGGCACAAGAGUCGAAAUGAAUUCCCCCUUUUGUGAGUCA